AUGGCGCAACAACGGGUGUUACAACUUCCAAAAUUCGCCGUAGUGGAGGUUAUGAUCGAAUUGGAUGGACGGGAUCAGUUAAAUAGCGAGAAGUGGGAAAUCAGGGACCAAUUUUGGCGGAAGGUCCUCAGUCGUCUCAAUGAUUUAUAUCCGGAGAACCAAUCAGAAGUCCGCACGGUGAACCAUGUUAAAAGAACUUGGUGUGCAUUGAAGCAGAGAGUUCUGGCACGAGCCAAGACUGCGAAUAGAGAAACUUUACCAUCGGAUCGGAAGGUUUUGUAUCUCCUUCAAGCCUGUGAUUCCUAUGAUGAAGAUGCAACUGUAAAUCUGGAAAGGAUCGCGAAGAUUGAGACUGCCACUGCCAACGAGACUAAUGCGCCCGCCAACUAUGCCUCAAUUCCGUCUGGAGAUGUGACUUGUAAGUUAUUUUAAUUGGCUCCUUGUCUAACAAAGUGUCUAAAUUAAAUUUUUAGUGCCAAAGAAUAUCGAUCCCUUGUUGGAUGCGAUGAUUAUUUGUGGUGGAAGGGCGGCUUUGCCAAAGAAGAGAGCCAGCACGGUAAAUGGAAAGGUAUGGAGGUUUAAGCAGCGAUUUAAAGUUAUGGUUGGUAGGUAUUUAUUUUACGUUUUAGCAAGAGUACCGCCGGUUUUGGGACAAGGUACACAUGGUUUUACAAUUCAACUCCCAAUGCACCGGACGUUCUGUCCUCAGUUUCCAACGAGCCUGGUAUAAUAUCAGAAUGCAUUAUAAUGUAAGUGUCAUCUUAUUUUACACUAUUUGAUGUUUAGAACAAGGAGAAAAGAGGCGACAGAGAUCGAUCCCUUCAAGCCCGCAAGGCAUAUUACUUGAUGAGGGUCCUCAGCCAAGAACAGGCCAAAUUGGGAAUCGAGAAUGGUUUAGUUUUUGAUAUGAGAGAUCCAUUGAACGGAAAUCAAGCGAAUGGCAAGGCUAAUAUCACAGUAAUUGAUUAGUUUUAGGCUCUCGGUGUGAAGUGAUCAAACAGGAACCUCUGGAUCUGACCCAAUUGAUUAUGAAUGGGUUAAAUCAACAUCAAGAAGAAGACAUUGAAGAAGACGACGCUUCUUCUUCCGUUUAUGACGCCAUCAAUUCCAACGAGAAUGGAGAUUUGGUCAGUCCCUUGCAGAAUCGAGGGAACGAAGCUUUUCCGGAUGAGGUCGAACUCCGACAGAGACUUUUGAUCUGCCAGAUCGAGCGGGAAAAGGCGCAGACCGAACUUCUAAAGGCUCAGAAACGUCUGAUCGAAGCCCAAUUACAAGGCGUCUUCCAAUCCGAUCUUCCCAUCCUCGAGAACACAAAACAUAACCUCCUCGACGACUUUUAG
Messenger RNA from Bursaphelenchus xylophilus (pine wood nematode), 1340 nucleotides. The record is from the annotation of a GenBank genome assembly. NCBI's taxonomy places the organism in Eukaryota, Metazoa, Nematoda, Chromadorea, Rhabditida, Aphelenchoididae.